AUGUUGCGCUCGAGUAUCUCCAGAGUCGUCCGCGUUUCGCCGGUCAGACACGCACAAACGCAGGCGAUUUCAAAGGCUGCGAUCGCAGACCUACACUCGCGGUGGGAGGAUUUGCCAGCUGCUGAGCAGAACGACAUUGUCGCCAAGUUGAGCGAGAGACAGAAGUUGCCAUGGAAGGAGCUCACGGACACCGAAAAGCAGGCUGCGUGGUACAUCUCCUAUGGUGCGUGGGGUCCUAGAAGACCUGUGCAUGGCAAGGGUGACGCUGCCUUCAUUGCGAAGGGCGUUGCGCUUGGUGUUGCGCUCACUGCGCUAUGUUUCGGUCUAGUCAGAAUGGGCGCUGCUGACGCUCCAAAGACGAUGACUAAGGAAUGGCAGUUGAAGUCUGACGAGUACUUAAAGUCCAAGAACGCCAACCCAUGGGGUGGUUACUCUCAAGUCCAGUCCAAGUGA
Eremothecium gossypii ATCC 10895 is the source of this 453-nucleotide messenger RNA. RefSeq names its product cytochrome c oxidase subunit IV family protein. The transcript has 2 exons. Gene Ontology annotation, biological process: mitochondrial electron transport, cytochrome c to oxygen. Lineage: Eukaryota; Fungi; Ascomycota; Saccharomycetes; Saccharomycetales; Saccharomycetaceae. Bases 1 to 453 code for a protein of 150 amino acids. The record is from RefSeq and is marked provisional.